Staurois parvus is the source of this 397-nucleotide messenger RNA. NCBI's taxonomy places the organism in Eukaryota, Metazoa, Chordata, Amphibia, Anura, Ranidae. The record is from the annotation of a GenBank genome assembly.
GGGGAUUGGAACGCCUGGAUCACAUGAUAUGGAGGGGAUUGGAACGCCUGGAUCACAUGAUAUGGAGGGGAUUGGAACGCCUGAAUCACAUGAUAUGGAGGGGAUUGGAACACCUGAAUCACAUGAUAUGGAGGGGAUUGGAACACCUGAAUCACAUGAUAUGGAGGGGAUUGGAACACCUGAAUCACAUGAUUGGAGGGGAUUGGAACACCUGGAUCACAUGAUAUGGAGGGGAUUGGAACGCCUGAAUCACAUGAUAUGGAGGGGAUUGGAACGCCUGAAUCACAUGAUAUGGAGGGGAUUUGAACACCUGAAUCACAUGAUAUGGAGGGGAUUGGAACACCUGAAUCACAUGAUAUGGAGGGGAUUGGAACACCUGAAUCACAUGAUAUGGAGG